GGAAAAUCUCGUUCUGGAAGCGGAGAAUCGAUCACGAUCCCUACCUAGGAAGGUCUAGAAGAGCAGCCAGGACUCAGGAGCUUCAGUAAGAGAGAUGGCGGGAGCAGCAGAAGGACAAAAGAGACCUGGAGGAAGACCAAUGCCUCCUUCCGGUAGAGGUCUUCCUCCUCCUCCGCCAGGACCUCGCUUUCCGCCGGUCGAUCGCGAGAAGACUUGCCCUUUAUUGCUUCGAGUUUUCACCAAGAGUGGAGGCCAUCAUACCAAGGAGGACUUUGCGGUGAGAGGCAAGGAGCCUAAGGAUGAGGUUCAAAUUUAUACUUGGAAGGAUGCUACUCUUCGCGAAUUAACUGAUCUGGUGAAAGAGGUGGCACCAGCAGCGAGAAGAAGAGACGCAAGACUGUCUUUUGCUCUGGUGUAUCCUGAUAAAAAUGGGCGUUUUAUUGUGCGAGAGGUGGGGAAGACAUUCUCUUUUGGAUCAGGGAGACGACUAGAUGAUGCCAAGGCAUUAGCUGAACUCGACUUUCAGAUUGGAGAUUAUUUGGAUGUUGCGAUUCUGUAGGAAAUCUCUACAUUACCAAGUACCUCCUCUUGGUUACUAUCUUAUUAUGUUGAUUUCUAAUUUUCAUAUCCUUACAUGUAUGAGAUCAUCUCAAAUGAUACCAAAAGUUCCAAAAUUUGAUGAGAGGGAUUAGCUUAGGAAGAGAUUCACUCUUAAGUGGCUGUCUUUGCAAUGUGUGAACAAUCCUGUGAUUUGUUACUUCAAGUUAGAUGGCAGUUUUUGAUAAUUUGACCAUAAGCCCUUGUCUUUAGUAUAACUUUAUUAUUAUUGUGUGAAAAUAUUAAUUCUGGAUA
Messenger RNA from Tripterygium wilfordii, 852 nucleotides. Its product is annotated as histone deacetylase complex subunit SAP18-like. Lineage: Eukaryota; Viridiplantae; Streptophyta; Magnoliopsida; Celastrales; Celastraceae. The transcript has 6 exons. Gene Ontology annotation, molecular function: transcription factor binding; transcription corepressor activity. The coding region runs from base 95 to 559 and encodes 154 amino acids. The record is from RefSeq and is a predicted model, not a curated record. Gene Ontology annotation, biological process: negative regulation of DNA-templated transcription. Gene Ontology annotation, cellular component: nucleus.